Molecule: messenger RNA, 894 nt
Organism: Saccoglossus kowalevskii
Lineage: Eukaryota; Metazoa; Hemichordata; Enteropneusta; Harrimaniidae
Source: RefSeq, a predicted model, not a curated record
AUGGUACUCCGUUUGCCAGACGGCAAGUUACGUGAAAUUACAGAAACUUUGGAAAAAUGGUCCAUGAUAACAUCAUGCACAAAACGCGAACUACUGUCAUUAAUUGGCAUACUUAGCUUUGCCUGCAAAUGCAUUCCUGCAGGUCGGACAUUCCUGCGUCGCAUGAUCAAUCUCUCAACUACCGUAACUAAGCUCCAGCAGCAUUUAACAUUAACUCAGCCUUUCUACCUCGAUCUACAGUGGUGGCGGGACUUCCUGCCAAUGUGGAAUGGUUCAGCCCAUUUCCUUCAAUCAAAAUGGACUCCCUCACCCGAAAUGGAAUUAUACACCGAUGCAUCAUCUACACUUGGGUGUGGAGGCUAUUUUAACGGCGAGUGGUUCUCGCUGCCAUGGUCCUCCAUUCCAUCCAGCACCAAGCCCGACCUUUCCAUUGCAUGGAAAGAACUACUCCCAAUCUUCCUCGCUUGUUCAAUUUGGGGGAGUUUGUGGCAUGGAAAGAAGGUCCUAUUUCACUGUGACAACGAAAGUAUUGUCAACAUUUGGCGUAAAGGAUCCUCGCGUUGUCCUUUCAUCAUGGCUCUCGUUCGAGCUAUUUUCUUCAAAGCUGCCAAAUCAAAUUUUCAUGUCAUGGUCACCCACAUCAGUGGAAUUAAUAAUAACAUUGCCGAUUCUUUAUCCCGAUUGCAGCUACAGAGAUUCCGUUCAUUGGCACCACAAGCAACAAAAUACCCAAUCAACACAAGGGACUACAUCAAGCAACUCCAACAUCUGCUGCCAAAGGUAACCUCGAAGAAAAAAAGCCAAAUACUACGCCUAUCACUCUCUGGCCGUCUCGACACGGCGAACAUAUGCUGCAGGUCAGUCUCGGUAUUUCAAGUUUUGUCUCGCUCAUGA